Molecule: messenger RNA, 1742 nt
Organism: Harpia harpyja (harpy eagle)
Lineage: Eukaryota; Metazoa; Chordata; Aves; Accipitriformes; Accipitridae
Gene: BPIFB6
Product: BPI fold containing family B member 6
Exons: 16
Coding region: 30-1742 (570 amino acids)
Molecular function (GO): lipid binding
Source: RefSeq, a predicted model, not a curated record
CUCUGUGAGCAGCCGUACCAGAUCGGAAGAUGUCAAGGGUUUGGUGCAUUUUAUUCCUUGGCGGCUGGCUGGCGUGGUCAGGAGGAGCUGCUGGCCCAGGAGCCGUCAUCAGGAUCGACCUUGGAACGAUUGACCGCGCAGUCUCCACUGCUCUGAAUGAGAGUGAUGUUCUGCAGAAAAUGGCAGAGGAAGCCGCAAAAAAAAAGGCAAACGCCAAACCCAUCAAAGGCAUCUCGAGGCUGAAAGAUCUCCGUCCCCCGGCGAUAUCGCUGAUGCUCUCGCCGGGCUUGGGGCUCUUCAUGGCCGUCUUAGUCCAAAUGACCAUCACUGGGAAAAGCUGCUUCAUAGGAGGAAACAUGGAAAUCGCUCUGGCCGCAAACCUGACGGCCAGCAGCCGGCUGUGGCAGGACGCCACGGACAUCCCCAGGUUCAGCUCCAGGAACUGCCACAUCGCUCUCGUUAGCGUUAAAACCAAGGUCCCCAGCAGCGUGCUGCCCGAAGUUAUGAGCAAGUUUCUGGACAGCACCCUUCAGAAAGUGCUGCCAUGUCUGCUGUGUCCAGCCGUGGAUGCAGUGCUCAACCGUGUGAAUGCAAAAUUCACCACCAUGACUUCCGAGAUCCCUCUUGGGACUGCUAGGACCCUCCAAUAUGCUUUGCUGAACCCCCCACUGACGAGUGAAACUUUCAUAGAGCUGGAUUUGAAGACCAUUCUCCACCAAAAGGAGGGAAAAGAGGUUGGUCUUCCCAUGGACCGGUCGUCUCUUGCUUCUCUGCCACCAAAGAGGGAUGCUGCUACCCAGCUCAUCCUGUCUGCAAACUUCUUGAGUGCUGAGCUCUCUAUUCUGCAGACAUCCUUCAACCUGGAGAUCAGCAAUAACAUGGUUCUUGGGCUUCCCCCACUGGUGACCACGAUGCUGGGAGCCCUCAUCCCCAAGAUUUCCAGGGUGCUGCCCCCAUCACAGCCAGUGAUGAUUGAAAUGCGAGAAGAGAAAGCACCAGUGGUGACCAUAACCCCAGACAAAAGCCUUGUGCAGCUCUUCAGCACCGCCGAGUUUUGGGUUUCCCCUUCAGACUCUGCUCCCGAAUCCCUCUUUGUCCUGGAUAUUCACAGCAACCUGGAGGUGCAGUUUGCCAUUGCAGAAGAAAAGCUGCUGCUCUCCCUCGCUCUGCAAAGUCUGUCUCGGGUGGCCUUGGCGUCCUCCUCCCUCGGGAUGUUUGACGAGCUUCCGUUGAAAGGAGUUUUGGCAGAUAUUAUUCAUGUGGCUUAUGUGCCAUUGAUCAACAGCUGUGAGUGGCUCUGCCAGGAAAAUCGCUUGCCGGCUGUUUUGCACCCGUGGGGUUUGCAGUGGGUGCUGGAGGAGGGCAAUGCCUCCUGGUCGGGGCUCCGGCAUGCCCACUCCUUCAGAGGCAGGAGAUGGCUGCCCGCCCACAGCAGAGCCACUGCAAAGGGUGCAGGCUUCUCCCCUGAAGCCCCUUUGAAUGUUGUUCCUGUUCUCAAAAUCAAAAUCACUUGCCAUGAACAACCGGGGUGCUGUGCGGAGGGCAUCACCUACCAGCGGACGAGCAUCAGCAGGUUCGAGCGCAUCCCACCUCCAGUCCUCCUGGAGUGCUCUGAGGCAGAGGUGAUGGACCUGGAAAUAAUGCCAUGGCAGUUAGACCAGUGCAGCAUUUCUGAAUCAGAUGGUGUGUCUCCGAAGAGUCUGUCAGCUCAGGGUAUCCAUAAAGCCAUGACACCCAAUUGA